AUGGUGUCCAUCCCUGAUGAGAAUAAUGUCACCUUUCAGUUUCUGGGCCGGUCGGGGCUGAAAGUGUCCAAUCUCUGCCUGGGUACUAUGACGUUCGGGGAAUCAAGUUGGGGACUGCCGGGUCAGAGCGACGAGGACCUAUCCCACCAGAUCCUCAAUCGUUACGCGGAGUGGGGAGGUAACUUCCUCGACACAGCUGAUGUCUACGGAUUGGGAAAGUCAGAAACUAUUGUUGGAAAAUGGCUACAAACACAACCGAGGGACAAAUUCGUGAUCGCCACCAAAUGUGGCUUCAACAUGGGCAAGCAGGAGGACAUCAACAACGUAGGACUGAGUCGACGUCGUAUUACUGAAAGUAUCGAUUUAAGUCUUCAGCGACUGCACACAGACUUUGUGGAUCUCUACCAGACUCACAUCUUUGAUGACGGCACCCCUUUGGAAGAGACCCUACGCACCCUAGAUGACCUGGUGCGGGUUGGCAAAAUCCGCUAUAUUGGUCUCAGCAACGUGACGGGUUGGCAAGUACAAAAACUGGUUGACACAACACAGAGGCUUGGACUAAACUCGGUUGUCAGUUUACAGCAACAAUACAACCUGCUUACUCGAGAGUCGGAGUUUGAGGCCUUCCAGGUGUGCAAGAAUGAGGGUCUUGGGUUGCUGCCUUGGAGUCCAUUGAAAUGGGGUAUACUCACUGGAAAGCUGACCCGUGGGGUGACCCCAACAGAAGGUAGAGCAGGUUUCACACCUAAAGCAUUCCCAUUCAUGUCUGACCUCACUGACCGAGCAUUUGACAUCGUGGACACUGUAAAAGAUAUCGCCAAGAAACACGGUCGAAGUGUCCCCCAGGUGGCAAUCCGAUGGUUGCUUCAAAAGGACGUCGUGACUUCAGUGAUCGUUGGAGCAAGAACCUUGCAGCAACUUGACGACAACAUGGCAGCCGCCAACGGGUGGAGCUUGACUAAAGAAGAGAUGCAGCGACUGGAUGACGUGUCUGCCCCUAAGCUGCUCUACCCCUACGACAUGGUGUUCACCACGAAUGAGAACCGUCGUAACCCGACCACCAGCAACUUCUAUGUCAAGUCGACACUUUAA
Messenger RNA from Candidula unifasciata, 1092 nucleotides. The record is from the annotation of a GenBank genome assembly. NCBI's taxonomy places the organism in Eukaryota, Metazoa, Mollusca, Gastropoda, Stylommatophora, Geomitridae.